AUGUCAUGUAAUGACAACCAGCCAAUCUCAAUAGACGAACUCGCCAACUCAAGUGCAACAGUGCCUGAGGAGAAAGGUAACAAUAGUACCUUUACUACAACUGAAGCAACAAACCAACCAGCCCCACUGAUGUGCACGGACGUGAAAUUGUUCAAUCCUGAUGACCCUUCUUGUCGUGCUACCGCAACCGCUUUCCUUGAUUAUGGAUCUACAGCUACUUACAUUACUGAGGAACUGGCAGCCCUUCUUAACUUACCAACUAUCAAAAGAGAAGAACUCAGCGUUUCAACGUUUGCUGGCUCUAAGCCUAUGUUGAUGGAAUGUUCGAUCCACAAGAUAGGUAUUGUGACAGAAAACGGCACCAAAUGUCUCACUGUGAAAUCUACCACUUCUCUCGCAAAGGAUGUGAUGCAAAUCAUUCCUGAUGGCAACCUAUCCUUUUGUUUUGUCUCUAUUGAAAACGAUGACGUUGCCAAUCCAGCAAACCAUAACAAACUGUGCGAACUGGUAAGCCGAUUCUGGAAACUUGAAUCAGUUGGUAUACUUGAUAACCCGGACCAGCGCGACGAUGACGAAUGUCUCAAACUCUUCCACAAUACUAUAUACUACGACUCCGACGAAAAGAGGUAUGUUGUUACAUUACCUUUCAAAGUUGAUCCGGUAAAGGUCCCUGACAAUUACACAUUGGCUUACUCUCGUCUUCGCAAUCAGUUGAAACAACUACAGCAAAAUCCUUCCUACUUAGAAAGAGAUCAUGCAGUAAUCAAAGAUCAAUUACAAAGAGGAAUAAUCGAACGUGUGCCAGCCGAGGAUGUUCACAAACCGUGUCACUACCUGUCCCAUCAUGGCGUAUUGAAAAGGAAUGACAAGGAUCUCAAAAUCAGGUGCGUCUAUGAUGGAUCGGCAAAACUGAAAGGAAGCGUGAGUCUCAAUGAUACCCUGUACCGAGGGCCUGUACUGCUUCCUAAUCUUGUUGGAAUUCUCAUCCGUAGCAGACUGUGA
This is a messenger RNA of Cylicocyclus nassatus, 1002 nucleotides long. The record is from the annotation of a GenBank genome assembly. Lineage: Eukaryota; Metazoa; Nematoda; Chromadorea; Rhabditida; Strongylidae.